Adineta steineri is the source of this 1509-nucleotide messenger RNA. NCBI's taxonomy places the organism in Eukaryota, Metazoa, Rotifera, Eurotatoria, Adinetida, Adinetidae. The record is from the annotation of a GenBank genome assembly.
AUGAAAGCACAACGAUCAUAUCAACUUGCAAUGAGAAAUAGUCAAGACGAAAAAGUGAGAAUACAAAAAGAAUUAGAUGAAAUAGAAUUAAACCGAAGAAAUUUUGAGCAAGAAUCAGAAAAAGUUCGAGGUCUUGUUGGUAAUGAACACUUAAUUCGAUUUAAUGUUCGUGGUCGAACAAUUGUUACUCGUCGAAAAACACUUCUUAAAGUACCAGGUUCAUUACUUGCUAAGACGUUUGAUGGUACUCAUCAAAAUGAUUUACAUCGUAAUCCAGAUGGAAGUUAUUUUUUGGAUUACAAUCCAGUUAUAUUUACUCGUUUACUUGAUCAACUUCGAACGUUAAAACCAAAUAAAACAAUUUAUUUCUCUCCUCCAUUAUCAUCAACAUUAAUCAAACCAUUUAAUAGAAUGCUCGAAGAAUUCGGACUUCCACUUCCAAAACAAUCACCAAAUGAUAUUAUUUCAUUGAAUGUUGGUGGUGAAAGGAUUGUUACAUUACGAAAAACACUUACUAGUGUUCCAAAUUCAGAGUUAGCUCGACUAAUAUCAUCUUCAAAUGAAACGAAAUAUGAUCAUUUGGGUCAACCAUUUCUUGAUUAUAAUCCAAAAUUAUUUCAACAUCUUCUUGAUCAAUUAAGACAAGGAAAAAAUUUGACUGCACCAUCAAAUGAGGAUAAAAAUGCAUAUGAAUCAAUGUUGACUGGUUUAGGUCUAAAAAAUAAUAUAUCAUCAACUAUUGCAACAACAACAACAACAAUAACAACCACCAAUGCAAAACAAACAAAAUUUUCUGCGACUACUAAACCAACAAUUAGCGCAUCAAAGAAUAAACUACGUAAACAACAACUAGAAAAACAAAAGACUACUUCUAUGAAGCCUUUAACAAGUACAAGUAAAACACCAGCUAAUAAGAAGAGUAACUCAAAAAAUACAGAUGAGUAUCAGCGUACCACAACUAAAGUAGAAAAAAUUUCCCCAGGUAAAACAGAGGCAACAAUAUUAACUGCAACAGUGAUCAAUACAAGUUCUAUAAAAGAUAAAACAUCAACAAUUAACGGCGCACUUCAAACAACGACUGAUGAAACAAGCGCAACAAUUGAUCCAACCAGUCAAGUGAUAACAGCACGAACCAUUGAAACAAGUUCUGGUUUAAAUACACCAGAGUCUGAUUCUAAUACACGUAAUAUAUCUUACAAAAAUAAAAAUUCAAUAAACAUAAAAUUUUCUCCAGGAGAAAUAGAGACAACUACAAUGACUAGUCAUGAGUCAAGCACUUCAACCGAUAGUCAUAUAAAUGAAGCAGCAAAUAUAUCUCAAACAGCAGAAGAUGAUACUACACCCAAGUCUGACGAUGGAAACAAAGAUACAUUUAUCGAUACUACGAGUAUUGAUACUGAAAGUUCAUCGAUUCCUGAAACUAUAACAGAGACAUAUGUAUCAUCACCUCUUGAAAAUGACAAUGAUAUCAAUACGCCAACUGAAUCAGCUCUAGACGCUGCAGCAUAA